Sclerotinia sclerotiorum 1980 UF-70 is the source of this 438-nucleotide messenger RNA. RefSeq lists its product with no specific name. Lineage: Eukaryota; Fungi; Ascomycota; Leotiomycetes; Helotiales; Sclerotiniaceae. The transcript is spliced from 4 exons. The record is from RefSeq and is a predicted model, not a curated record. Bases 1 to 438 code for a protein of 145 amino acids.
AUGGGUCAGUCUUCUUCCUCCGUUUCUCCUAGAACUUCGAAACCUAGAAAUUAUCCUAGAAAUUCCCGUGGAAAUGAAGAUGAGAUAUACGCCAGUACGGAGACCACACAGUUGUUGACACCUGAGCCGGAGGUAGAUUUAGAGGGUAACGACGAAGAAACGAGAGAAAAUGGAAACAAAAUUAGGAGUACCCUUGUAGGAAGACAUGAUGGCCAUGCAUGUUUUCACCCUCAUGCCAUUGGCGAUAUAUGUUAUCCCCAGGAUGAAUUUGGGGAUCUACCGGUUUACAAGACAAUUCAUCGGAUAAGGAGAGAUAUUAUUUCGGCCAUUGAUGACCCAUACAGUUUAGAACAGCUCAGGGAUCCGAGACUCAAUGUUUCGGUGGUUAGACCAUUGGUGGAUAGGCUGUAUGAUUUGGACGAUUUGUCCGUCGUAUAA